GGCUGCGGCCGUGGCGGGGAUGCUGCGAGGAGGAGGUCUCCUGCCCCAGGCGGAAGAGCUGGAGAAAUGGGAGCCUCAAGGGAUCAAGUAAUUGGCCUAAAGUCACACACUAAAAGGGAAGAGAAAGAUUGGGAAUUCAGGAUUUCUGGCAAACAGUUCCUUGUUCCACUCUUGUGCUGCGUCUACCUCUGUGGGCCGUGGUCGUUUCUGCCCAGAGGGUGUGCUUUUUCUCCAUCUGGGGCAAACUAGGGUCCUCAAGAGGCUGCAUCUCACCAUGUUGCCAUCUCUGCUCCAGGCCAGCUGCCCACCCUCCAGACUGUCCGCUAUGGCUCCAAGGCUGUUACCCGCCACCGUCGUGUAAUGCACUUUGAGCGACAGAAGCUGAUGGCUGUGACUGAGUAUAUUGCCCCCAAACCUGCCAUCAACCCAAGAUGCCUACCACCUCCUCCCAGCCCUCCCAAGGAGGAGACAGGCCUCAUUCGGCUCCUCCGCCGGGAGAUAGCAGCAGUUUUCCGAGACAACCGAAUGAUAGCCGUCUGCCAGAACGUGGCUCUGAGCGCCGAGGACAAGCUUCUUAUGCGACACCAAUUGCGGAAACACAAGAUCCUGAUGAAGAUCUUCCCCAACCAGGUCCUAAAGCCCUUCCUGGAGGACUCCAAGUACCAAAACCUGUUGCCCCUUUUUGUGGGGCACAACUUUCUGCUGGUCAGUGAAGAGCCCAAGGUCAAGGAGAUGGUCCGGAUCUUGAGGACUGUGCCUUUCCUGCCCCUGCUGGGUGGCUGCAUCGACGACACCAUCCUCAGCAAGCAGGGCUUCAUCAGCUACUCCAAGCUGCCCAGCCUGACUCUGGUGCAGGGGCAGCUGGUGGGAGGGCUCACCCUCCUUACGGCCCAGACCCACUCCCUACUUCAGCACCAACCCCUCCAGCUGACCGCCCUGUUGGACCAGUACGCCAGACAGCAACGCGAAAGGAACUCUGCUGUACCAGCUGGCGGGAAGCCGGAUCCUCCUGAUCCUGUUCCAGACUCAUAGGCAGCCUGUUUUACCCAGCCCUGCCCAUAAAUAGACUCUGCCCUGUUGGAUACCCUGUCCUCCGUGGGAAAUGUGGAAGAACUUGGGGGGGGGGAUGGCAUUUGUUACUUGGCUUUCCCUCACAAUGACUUCCUCGGGUACAGGGUCACUAAGAGAUGCACAGGGAUUCUGCUUCAGAAUGGAGACUGUCGCUCACUGGCUUGGGCCUCGUUUUCCCAGCUUGGGACCUGAGAGAUGUAAAAUCUCUGAGCUCUCCAUGUCCAAGGCAGAGAGGCUGAAGGGAUGAGGCCAUUGCCCCACCUCUUUGUUUACUGUCCCUUUCUGCAUGUGGCUCCUCAGCCCACCCCCUCAGGGCACAGCCUGCCACAGCAGCUCAGCUGAGCAUUCUUGUUGAGGAUGGCACCUGGUGAGAGCCUGCUUGUGCCAGGCUCCAUGCUGAGCACUGUGCAUGUUAACUCCUUUAUUCCUCACCACAUUCCACCCAUUUCACAGAGAAGGAAAUGAAGGGGCAGAGAGGUUAGGUAGCCUGCACAAGGACAUGCAGUUAGUAAGUGGCAGAACACGGAUUUGAACAGGCCCCUCUGCUCUGAAGAACCCUGCCUUGAGCCACUGAUGCCUCCUUAUCAGGUUACCCAGAAGGUCCUGGUGUGCUUGGAUGUUAGCUCUCUGCCCUCAGGCUGUGCCAUGCUGUGGAAAGGUUGGGAGCGCUGCCUUAGGAUGUAAUGAAAUGCCUUCUGCUUCUUUUGUUCUGCUGUGUCCAAGGUUUUCCUCCCUGUGGUCUUAAGGGCCUUUCUGUCCUCUGACUCUCCUCUCUCACUUCCUUUCCUAGAAAACCUUUCCUCUUCUAUGGACCUGUUCCCUCCCCACAAGUGGCUCUUGCAUGCUGUCUUCUUGGGGUCACAGGCCUCAGGUGGUUCUGAACGAAAGGGCUGGGGAAACGGACACUCUGUUCAUGAGGGAUUCUGGGCUUGAGUAGGAGGCCUCGGCCAUGUCUUGGGGAACUAGAAGUUAAUAAAGGAGACAGGAUGCUUGAUUAGAAGAC
Carlito syrichta (Philippine tarsier) is the source of this 2074-nucleotide messenger RNA. It is a transcript of the gene MRPL10, whose product is annotated as mitochondrial ribosomal protein L10. Gene Ontology annotation, cellular component: mitochondrial large ribosomal subunit. Gene Ontology annotation, molecular function: structural constituent of ribosome. The record is from RefSeq and is a predicted model, not a curated record. The transcript is spliced from 5 exons. The coding region runs from base 361 to 1032 and encodes 223 amino acids. Lineage: Eukaryota; Metazoa; Chordata; Mammalia; Primates; Tarsiidae. Gene Ontology annotation, biological process: translation.